UUUCUUUUUUGGCUAAUCUGACCAUCUGUGUAAUCUGUGGUCAUUAUUGCCUAGUGUAAACUGUUUUAUCCUAGAACUAUGCAAGGCUAUUUGAAGUGCUAAGUGUUUUGUGUUACGCAUUUUAAGGUAAGUGACUUCUGUGAAAUUCUUUUUGGAUAAGAAAUGUAGACCACCUUAUAGAUUGGGUAUUGUAAGCUUGUCCUGGAUUACCACGAGUUUGGUUUACUCAGGAAUCACUUCACUUUGGUGUGGCCUAGUGACCUCUGUUGUUACACACCAGAUACUUACUUAUAAAUUGUCUCAAAGACAGAAGCCAGCCACAGGCUGCAUCACCUGGUGACUGCAUUUUUAUAUGAAAAUUUUUAAUUGAUAGUGUCACUUCUGAUUUGAUAUGUAGCUACACAUACACAUUAUGGUUUUUGGAUAGUUCUUGUUCUUUAUUCUCCCUAUUUUUCUUUUACUCUUUUUGUUCAGUUUAUAGUUUUAUUCUAGGAUGAAGGCUGGGAUUUCUUACAGUCCUGGGUUUCAAUACCACAUAUAGCUACUGAUUUACCAAGUUUGUUGAGCACAUUGCACUUUUUUUUUAAAUUCUCUUCUAUAAACAAAAAAGAGUGACUGUAAAUCCUGUUGUUAAGAUACUGUAAUCACAACAGCUUAUUGCUCUAGAUGCUAUCUGAUAGUUGGAUUAUUUUUAUCCUCUUUUGAGGAAGAGAAGAAAAGCUACUGGUCCAAAAGUAUUGGUAUGCUUAAAGUCAUGUAAGUUGGAACCAUUAUAAAAUGAUAGAAACCAUUAUAAGUUUACAAAUACAUUACAAGCCAGGUCAGGACUAAUAACAAAUGGCAGUUAGGAGCUUUUGUGUGUUUGAGAAAAACGUCUGUCUUAGCUGACUUAUUUUUAAGUUAGUGAAAUUAUCCUAUAGUAAGUCUGUCUACUAUUAUUAAGCAGAAACUGUAACUGUUUUUCUUGCUUUACAACUGUAAAGAUGUGGUUAAUAAUUUUUGAAUUUCAGAGUUUAAGAACCUUAUGUUCCUAAGAAAUUGGUAUCAGUUAAGAUUUUAAACCAGUUGACUUAAUAUGACUUUCGAGAUGCUACUUCUUUUAUUACCUUUAGCUGACAUUAGCCUAACACCUGGCUUUAGUGUCUUUUUCUGCAAAGUGUUCUUAAGCAUGUCCUUAAGGCUUAUUGGACUAAAAGAAUGAAAAGGAGUUCUGUCAGUCUAUUUGGAAAGACAAAAUGCUUCUGAAAUGUAAUUCCUAAUUUUUGGUUUAUUUUUACAUAUUCCUUUUUUUUAACUAAAUUUUUUUCCUGUGUAAAAUGUCAGACCUGCUUGUUAUACUUGGCAAGAUAAUACCAAAAGAUAGUUAAAAUGUAAGGAUAAUUAUUUGUUGGUUCAUAAUUUUCUUUAUUAACAAGAACUUUUGCUUGCUGUGUCUUCAUUUGUGUGUCCAGAUGUCCUCUUAGGCCUUCCUCCUUCCUUUCUUUUGUUCCUUAAGUUUAUAUAAAUAAGCAACACGUGGAAAUUGGUUCUUUUUCCUCCUCAUUCCUUCUGUAGGAGGGACACGUACAUCAUUUUAUACAACUGCAGUUUAAAAGAAUUAGGUUGAAAUUGGUUGUUUGAAUGUUUCAGAAAAUUAGUGUAUUUUAGCAAUAUUAUGUUGUAUCUUCUCUCUGUCCCCCCCUAAUAAAUGAUUUCAAAACACCAUACUAUCAUUAUUUUGGCUUCAUACUUUUACUAAUCCUCACAACAUUCCUGUAAGGAGAUAGAGGGUAUAUGGUAUUGUCGCUGUUUUUGUAGGUGGGAAAACAUGAUGCACACAUCUGUUGACUUUCCUAACUUGAUGUAGUCAGGACCAGAGCAGAGAAUCACCUGGCUUCUAAGGCCCAUGUUCUAUCUUGAUUUGACUUUGCUUCAUAGGGCAGAGGAAACAGGCGAAGAAUCAUUUUCAGUACAAAAUGGUUCGAUUCAUCAAAAAGAUGCUGUAAAUGAUGAUGAUUUUGAGCCAUACUUAAGUAGCCAGACAAAUCAGAAUACCAGCUAUCCACCAAUGUCAGAUCCAUAUAUGCCUAGUUACUAUGCUCCAUCCAUUGGAUUUCCAUAUUCUCUUGGGGAAGCAGCAUGGUCCACGGCUGGAGACCAGCCUGUGCCGUAUCUGACACCCUAUGGACAAAUGAGUAAUGGAGAGCAUCAUUAUAUACCAGAUGGUGUUUUUAGUCAACCAGGGGCAUUAGGAAAUACCCCUCCAUUUCUUGGUCAACAUGGAUUUAACUUUUUUCCUGGUAAUGCUGAUUUCUCUACAUGGGGGACAAGUGGAUCUCAGGGACAAUCAACACAAAAUUCUGCUUAUAGUAGCAGUUACGGCUAUCCACCUAGUUCUCUUGGGAGAGCUAUUACUGAUGGACAGGCCGGAUUUGGCAAUGAUACUUUGAGUAAGGUGCCUGGCAUUAGUAGUAUUGAGCAAGGCAUGACUGGACUGAAAAUUGGUGGUGACCUGACGGCUGCAGUGACAAAAACUGUAGGUACAGCCUUGAGCAGCAGUGGUAUGACUAGCAUUGCAGCCAAUAAUGUACCCCCUGUUAGCAGUGCAGCACCUAAACCAACUUCUUGGGCUGCUAUUGCCAGAAAGCCUGCCAAACCUCAACCGAAACUUAAACCCAAGGGCAAUGUGGGCAUUGGGGGUUCUGCUGUGCCACCACCUCCUAUAAAACACAACAUGAAUAUUGGAACUUGGGAUGAAAAAGGGUCAGUGGUAAAGGCUCCACCAACCCAACCAGUUCUGCCUCCUCAAACUAUAAUCCAGCAGCCUCAGCCAUUAAUUCAACCACCACCAUUGGUGCAAAGCCAACUGCCUCAACAGCAGCCUCAGCCACCACAACCACAGCAGCAACAAGGACCUCAGCCACAGGCCCAGCCUCACCAAGUGCAGCCUCAGCAGCCACAACUGCAGAACCGCUGGGUAGCUCCUCGGAAUAGGGGAACUGGCUUCAACCAGAAUAAUGGAGCAGGCAAUGAAAACUUUGGUUUAGGUGUUGUACCAGUUAGUGCUUCACCUUCUAGUGUAGAGGUGCAUCCAGUGCUGGAAAAACUAAAGGCCAUAAACAACUAUAAUCCCAAAGACUUUGAUUGGAACCUGAAGAAUGGACGUGUGUUUAUAAUUAAGAGCUAUUCCGAGGAUGAUAUACAUCGUUCCAUUAAGUACUCUAUCUGGUGUAGUACUGAGCAUGGUAAUAAGCGUUUGGAUGCAGCUUAUCGUUCCCUGAAUGGGAAAGGCCCGCUCUAUUUACUCUUCAGUGUGAAUGGCAGUGGACAUUUUUGUGGAGUGGCUGAAAUGAAGUCUGUUGUGGACUAUAAUGCAUAUGCUGGUGUCUGGUCUCAGGAUAAGUGGAAGGGCAAAUUUGAAGUUAAAUGGAUCUUUGUCAAAGAUGUUCCCAAUAACCAAUUACGACAUAUUCGCUUAGAAAACAAUGACAACAAACCAGUAACCAAUUCAAGGGACACUCAAGAAGUACCCCUAGAGAAAGCAAAGCAAGUGCUUAAAAUAAUUGCUACUUUCAAGCAUACCACCUCAAUCUUUGAUGACUUUGCACAUUAUGAAAAGCGUCAAGAGGAGGAGGAAGCCAUGCGAAGGGAGAGAACUAGAAACAAGCAAUAACCACCGUGUGGAGAUGUCCUGUUAAACGACAACACUAAUGAUGCAGACUCUGGAAAUGCCUAAGACGUCAGAGAAGACUAAGUUAGCAAAGCUUUCUUUCUGCUUAAGGUGACAUCUUUGAACACUUUAACACGAGAUUGACUCUUCUUGUGAUGGUUUUCAUCAACGCAUCUGCCCUUAUACUCUCACCAAACACACUUGAGAACUGUAACUUCAUCAAGCACUUUCUGUCCUGAAGCUUUGACCAGUACCUGCUGUCUUUUGUAAUUAUGCAUCCUAGCUAAGGCACAGAAGACUGAAUGAAUGCAAGGAUUCAUUAACUCUUUGAAUUUGUUAAGUACUAACAGUUAACCAUUAGAAGUGGUUCAAUGAUGUAAGAGUCUCACUGCUUCAACCUUUUCUUUGUUGUAGUUUUUAAAUUGUCAAUUUUUAGCUAUUUGACAGAUUAAAAGCAAAAUAAUCAUGCCAUAUUUAGUCCUGGAGUUGAAGUCUGAAUGUUUAUGUGAAAAAUUAUUGUAGUAAACUUUUAAUAUGGCAAAGCAACCUUAUGCUCUAUUUUAGCCAAAAGAAACAUAAUCUAAAAUUAUAUUAGAAUAUUUCCCUUGUCUUCAAACUAUUUGGUGUAACAGAAUAUUGAUAUGCAGCUUGGUGGACUUCACCAAUUAAUGCACACCCCUCCCCAAUUAUAUGUACACUGAGAAUGUGUAUUGGUUUGAGGGAUUAAUUAUUUUGUUUCUACCACUUAAUGAAUCUCAACAUUUUGAGUAAAUGUACCUCAGUCUAAUCAGACUUUUUAUGACCUUUAUAACUACAUUUAAAACCCUUCAAUCCUGUUUCUGGGUGUUUGCGAGCGGAUUGCUAUCAUGAAUUAAAAAUUUAUUACUCUAGGUACUCAACUAGCUAAAUAAACAUAGUUCUUGUUUAGCAAGCAUAUACUGUUCCUCAGUUCUUCAGCUUUUGCAGUGUCCUGGCAUCCUUAAAAUACUUUGAAAAUAUGGCCUUGAUCCAUGAAUUAAAUCAGUAUCUAAGUGAAUGUGUUGAUGUUUUAUUGAUCAGAUCUAUAUAAGUGGGAAUACAGCAUAUAACUGGGUAUUCUUAUAAUUACCUUUUUAACAUCCUAUUUUUUUCAUUAAUUACAUAUCAACAUUAAUUUUGUAUCUUGAAACAAAUUGAUUUUGUAUAAUUCAAUGUGUUGUGCAUCUGUAUUGAGUGAUUUGAUGGCAUAAGGUUAUGAAAAUAAUGUCCUGCCCCUUAUCUUACUGUUUUGAAAGGAGAAAGCUAUGUAGAAUGAUAUGUUAAAGGUGAAAAUAGCAAUACAGUAGAUUUGAAUACCUUGAUGUUUUGCGUUACUCCAUUUAUGUUUACAUCGUGUUUAGAAAUUUUCAUUUGCUCUCGUCUUUGCUCACUUCAACUCAAAAGCCUCGUGAUGGAUAUUUCUUUUGAAACUUUGAUUUAUAUAAUUUUUGUACAAUGUUUUAGAAUUGCAAAUAUUGUAUUUUUUAUUAGAAUACAGUAUUUGUAGAUAACCAUAGCUACUUCACAGUUACUUGGUAGUCCCAGUGUGGUUAUGUCAGUGUUUACUGAAGGGAACAUCAAAAUGUUAAUGGUAUACUAAAGAAUGAGAACUUUCAUAAAGGAAAAUUGCACCUAUUUUACCUUUUUGAGACUAAGCCAUGAAAUCUUGUAACAUGUCUCUUAACUAUUUAUAAUGAAAAUUGGCAUUUGGGUAUAGCCAGCACAGCAAUGUUCUAUAUCCCUAAGAUUGUAUAGGUAGGACAUUUCAAAGAUGACACCUGUCAUUCUGGAGCUCCUACUAGAGAAAACUGUAAAAGGGUGACCUUGUCGGAAGGAGCUGAGUCCUCCCCCUGAGGUUCUCUUUUUCUUGGUGCUUUAUUAGCAACUCUGGAUAUUUUUAUAAAACUAGUUACAUUAUAAACUAAUUCAGUCUUGUUUAAUUUACAUUAGGUUUUAUGUAAGGAAUGUCAUCGAAAUACCCAACGAAGCAGGCUUAUUGCAGUAGACGCAGACAGGGCCCGUGUAGCUGAGUCUGUUCGUGGUGAGAAGAACAUCCCAGUGCCUUUAACCUGAAUUUCUAAUCUUAAGUGAAAUGGGUGCAGCAUUCCUUUGGGAAAAAAGCUUCCACUUGGUAAUUUUGUGUUUUUCUCACCUAAGUAUUCCCCAAAGCACCAACCUUCUCUUCCUUCUUGGUCAGUCAGUAUAUUACAAGAUAUUUUUCCAUAAAAUGAAAUCAUUACAGGUUGUCUCUAGAGUACAACCAGAGGAAUGUUUCUUAACUGCGGGGACCAAAAGGGAGAGAGCCUGGGCUCUACAAGGGUAGAUUUAUAAUAAAAUGUUUGAAUAAUCUUAAAUUAAGACAUUAUUGGUCCCGUGAUUUCUUGCUUAAUAUUUUUCCAAUUUGUCAUUUGAAUGAUUCUAUUAAAGUUAUCUUAUGUGGGUAUUUUAUUUUUAAAGGUAUUAUAGUUUGUAUAUUUAACAGUAAGGGGGAAAGUGUAACCAAAAUUAGUAUUCUCUCACUAUACAUAUUGGUACUUGAAAAUUCCUUUAAAAAACAAGCAAAAAACUCUGCCUUUUAGUGCUUAAUUCCUCAUUUUAACAUGUGAUCUUUUAAUUGAAAAGCUGUGUUAUUUUUGAGUACCAUGCAUGAGGGUUAAGCUGAUGUUCAAACAGUUUGCAAUAAAAAAAACUCAAUCAGCUUAAGUCAUUCAAUCAUUUCAAGUGCAUUCUGCAUCCUUUAAAAGUAAGUUUGUGAGAUUUUAAGAGAAUUGUGUUUUCAUUAAGUUUUGCAUAUCUUUUGUUAUGCCAUGUAAAUUCCCUUUUUCAUAUGAUUAAAGGAAGGGUAUGAUGAAAUGAUUAGUUCAUACAUUCACUUGUAGCAGUUAUCAAUGAGAAUUUGAAUUUUGUCGUGUUUGGGUUUGUUCAUUCCUGUGAAUGAUGGUACAGUAGGUGAGAUUUUUUUUUUUUUUGUUAUGGUACAGAACUCACCAUUUGGUCCUCUUUAAUCUUUGAGGGUUUCAAUAAAAAUUGUUCACUCA
Microtus ochrogaster (prairie vole) is the source of this 6705-nucleotide messenger RNA. It is a transcript of the gene Ythdf3, whose product is annotated as YTH N6-methyladenosine RNA binding protein 3. The record is from RefSeq and is a predicted model, not a curated record. Gene Ontology annotation, biological process: mRNA destabilization. Gene Ontology annotation, molecular function: N6-methyladenosine-containing RNA reader activity; mRNA binding. Bases 1886 to 3652 code for a protein of 588 amino acids. Gene Ontology annotation, cellular component: cytoplasm. The transcript is spliced from 4 exons. NCBI's taxonomy places the organism in Eukaryota, Metazoa, Chordata, Mammalia, Rodentia, Cricetidae.